Messenger RNA from Andrographis paniculata, 3439 nucleotides. Its product is annotated as RNA cytidine acetyltransferase 1-like. Lineage: Eukaryota; Viridiplantae; Streptophyta; Magnoliopsida; Lamiales; Acanthaceae. The coding region runs from base 206 to 3304 and encodes 1032 amino acids. The transcript has 26 exons. Gene Ontology annotation, cellular component: 90S preribosome; nucleolus. Gene Ontology annotation, molecular function: tRNA binding; ATP binding; 18S rRNA cytidine N-acetyltransferase activity. Gene Ontology annotation, biological process: rRNA acetylation involved in maturation of SSU-rRNA. The record is from RefSeq and is a predicted model, not a curated record.
CGGGUUUUACAAAACCCUAAACCCAAAGGCCAAAGCUUCUACCCCUCUUCUCCCGCUUCGCUCUCUCCUCAGCCUGCAACUGUCGAUUCGAAGAGGAAGUGCGCUGAAAUCCCAUUUACUUCCAUUUCACCUAGGUUGUUAUUCCGUUCAGCGUCGCUUUGGUAUCGCAAGUUGAGAAAUUGGGCAUUGAAGGGGAAAAAAGAAGAUGAGGAAGAAGGUGGACCAACGUAUCAGAACUCUUAUUGAGAAUGGGGUCAAAGCCCGCCAUCGUUCUAUGUUCGUCAUAGUUGGUGACAAGUCCCUCGAUCAGAUAGUUAAUUUGCACUAUAUGUUGAGCAAAUCGGUCACCAAAGCGAGGCCGACUGUGUUGUGGUGUUACAAGGACAAAUUGACGCUUAGCAGUCAUAAAAAAAAGCGAGCCAAGCAAGUAAAGAAGCUCAUGCAGAGGGGGCUUUUGGAUCCUGAGAAAGUUGAUCCUUUCUCACUUUUUGUUGAAACUGCUGGAAUAACUUAUUGCUUAUAUAGAGAUUCAGAGAGAGUUCUUGGUAACACGUUCGGCAUGUGUAUAUUACAGGACUUUGAAGCUUUGACUCCAAAUCUCCUAGCAAGGACUAUUGAGACUGUUGAAGGUGGUGGCAUAAUAAUAUUGUUGCUUCGCUCUCUUUCCUCACUCACUAGUCUCUACACCAUGGUUAUGGAUGUUCAUGAGAGAUUCCGUACAGAAUCACAUUCUCGUCCUGCUGGGCGCUUCAAUGAGCGUUUUUUGCUUUCACUUGCUUCAUGCAAAGCUUGCAUUGUCAUGGAUGAUGAGCUCAAUAUUCUUCCCGUUUCUUCUCAUAUGAAAUCAAUUACCCCAAUUCCUGUUAGAGAGGAUUCAGAGGGGCUUUCAGAAGCUGAAAGGGAAUUGGCUAAUUUAAAAGAGCAACAUGAUGAUGACUUUCCUGUUGGACCUCUAAUUAGAAAGUGCCGCACAAUGGACCAGGGGAAAGCAUUAAUUGAAUUCCUUGAUGCAAUCUUGGACAAGAGUCUUCGAGGUACAGUUGCUUUGCUUGCUGCUCGUGGCCGAGGAAAGUCGGCUGCUCUUGGUCUAGCAAUUUCCGGUGCUGUUGCAGCAGGAUAUUCCAAUAUUUUUGUGACUGCACCUAGCCCAGAAAAUCUGAAAACUCUGUUUGAAUUCAUAUGCAAGGGAUUUGAAAUGCUUGAGUACAAGGAGCACUUGCACUAUGACAAGGUGGAGAGCACAAACCCUGAAUUCAAGAGAGCAAUUGUCCGGAUAAAUGUUUACAAACAGCACAGACAGACUGUUCAAUAUAUACAGCCACAUGAACAUGAAAAGCUCUCCCAAGUUGAAUUGCUGGUUGUUGAUGAAGCUGCAGCUAUACCAUUACCAGUUGUGAAGUCCUUACUUGGUCCCUAUCUAGUAUUCCUUUCAUCUACUGUGAAUGGCUAUGAAGGUACAGGAAGGUCUUUAUCUUUGAAACUCCUUCAGCAACUUGAGGAGAAAAAUCAGCUAUCAAGUAGAAGCACUAAGAAAGUUGACUCAGGCUCGCUCUUCAAAAAAAUUGAAUUGAAUGAGUCCAUUAGAUAUGCUUCUGGUGAUCCCAUUGAAUCCUGGCUUCAUGGUUUGUUGUGUCUGGAUGUUACAAGUUCCAUCCCUGGCAUUACCAGGUUACCGCCACCCAAUGAGUGUGAUCUCUACUAUGUCAAUAAAGAUACCCUUUUCUCCUAUCACAAGGACAGUGAAUUAUUUUUGCAGAGGAUGAUGGCUCUCUACGUUGCUUCUCACUACAAGAACUCUCCAAACGAUCUGCAAUUGAUGGCUGAUGCACCAGCUCACCAUUUGUUUGUGCUACUUGGACCUGUUGAUGAGUCCAAAAACCACCUUCCUGAUAUUCUCUGUGUCAUCCAGAUAUCUUUUGAGGGACAAAUUUCUCGUGAAUCUGCAACCGAGAGUUUAAGGAACGGUCGUCAGCCCUCUGGGGAUCAAAUACCUUGGAAAUUUUGUGAGGUGUUCAAGGAUCCAGUUUUCCCAAGUCUAUCAGGUGCUCGCAUUGUGCGCAUUGCUACCCAUCCAAAUGCAAUGAGGCUUGGCUAUGGUUCAGUUGCUGUCGAGCUUUUGUCAAGGUACUUUGAGGGUCAAUUAACACCAAUCUCUGAGUUGGAUGAUGAAGAAUUUCCAGAGAAUUCUCCAGUUAGAGUCACAGAGGCUGCAGAGAAGGCUUCUUUGUUAGAAGAAAAUAUAAAGCCGCGGACUGAUCUUCCUCCGCUGCUUGUACCACUUCGUGAACGGAGACCAGAAAAACUCCACUACGUUGGAGUUUCUUUUGGGCUUACUCUUGAUCUUUUCCGGUUUUGGAGGAAGCUUAAAUUUGCACCAUUCUUCAUCAGCCCUAUUCCUAACAAUGUCACCGGGGAACACACUUGUAUGGUCCUGAAGCCACUAAAUAACGAUGAUACUGAGUCCAAUGGAUCGGAUGAGUUGGGAUUUUUCCGACCUUUCUAUCAAGUGUUCAGGAAGAGGUUCUCGAAACUUUUGCCCUGUGAUUUUCGUCGAAUGGAUUACAAGCUUGCCAUGAGUAUAUUGGAUCCAAAAAUCAACUUCUCAAAUAUGGAUCUUUCCGUGCCAUCCUCCGAUGAACACUUAAAAUCUAUAAGUGAAAUGUUGGAUUCAGAUGGUAUGCAAGAUCUUGAAGCAUACGUAAAGAAUGGUGCAGAUUAUCACACUAUUAAGUAUUUGAAGUGUGAUCUUGCUCUUGCAUACUUUUGGGAGAAAAUUCCAGUUACAUUGUCGUUGGCCCAGACUUCUAUUUUGCUCUGUAUUGGUUUGCAAGAUAAAGAUGUAUCCUACGUCGAGGGAGAGAUGGAUCUGGAAAGAGUACAGAUACUGGGUUUAUACAUCAAAAUCAUGACGAAGUUUCACAAAUUCAUUAGCGCCCUCGCAACCCAAGGGACUCAGCCCACCAAUUCCCGACUAAAAGAUAUUAUAAUGGAACCACAUCCGGUAUCCGUGGAGGAAGAUCUGACCGAUGCAGCAAAGCAAGUCCAGGAUGACAUGAAUUCGAAAGAAGAUGGUGCACUUAAUCCAGAUCUCCUUCAACAGUACGCCAUCGUAGAUAAAGAUGCUGAUUUCGAAAAUGCCUUGCGAAAUAGCGGUGCAAAGGCUCUCUCCGGCAGUCUUAUUAGUGUAAAGUCGAAUCGGGAGAGGAGUGAGAAACGCGGGAAACCAGCCGAGAGUGAGAAGAGUGAAAAGAAGAGAAACAAGAACGACCAUAGCUCGAGAUCAAACAAGAAGAGAAAGGCCUGAACCAUAUUUUAUACACAAAACAGUCAUUAAUUUUAUCAUAACAAUUUUUUUUUUACACUAUUUGGAAGAUGGAUUCGAAGACUAAUUGUGAUCUACUUCUCACAAUUUUGGUUAUCAAAUUUUUAUUUAUGUACU